CGGGGGGUGCCGUAGCGGCGAGGCCCCCCUCGCCGGGCUGCGCGGGCCGCCUGGGGCCCCGCCGCCGGCGCGGGGUCUCCCCCAUGGUGCAGCGGGGUUCGGGAUGUCGAAGACGCUGAAGAAGAAGAAGCACUGGCUCAGCAAGGUGCAGGAGUGCGCGGUGUCCUGGGCCGGGCCCCCGGGCGACUUGGGCGCCGAGAUCCGGGGCGGCGCGGAGCGCGGCGAGUUCCCCUACCUGGGGCGGCUCCGCGAGGAGCCGGGCGGGGGCACCUGCUGCAUCGUCUCGGGCAAAGCGCCCAGCCCCGGGGAUGUGCUGCUGGAGGUGAACGGGACGCCUGUCAGCGGGCUCACCCACCGGGACACCCUGGCUGUCAUCCGCCACUUCCGCGAGCCCAUCCGUCUCAAGACUGUGAAGCCAGGUAAAGUCAUUAAUAAAGAUUUGCGACAUUACCUGAGUCUUCAGUUUCAGAAAGGAUCAAUUGACCACAAACUGCAGCAAGUGAUCAGAGAUAAUCUCUACUUGAGAACCAUUCCAUGCACAACAAGGGCCCCCAGGGAUGGGGAAGUACCAGGGGUGGACUAUAAUUUCAUUUCUGUUGAGCAGUUCAAAGCACUGGAAGAGAGUGGAGCGUUAUUAGAAAGUGGAACGUAUGAUGGAAACUUCUAUGGGACCCCCAAGCCUCCAGCGGAACCCAGCCCUUUCCAGCCCGAUCCCGUCGAUCAGGUCCUCUUUGACCAUGAGUUUGACACAGAAUCCCAAAGAAAACGCACUACAUCUGUCAGCAAGAUGGAGAGAAUGGACAGCUCUCUUCCUGAAGAAGAAGAAGACGAGGACAAGGAGGCUGUUAAUGGCACUGGACAUGCAGACAACAGAGAGAGGCAUCCUGAGUCAUCUGAUUGGAUAAAGACCAUCCCGAGUUACAACCAAACAAACAGCUCCAUGGACUUCAGAAAUUAUAUGAUGAGAGAUGAGAAUCUGGAACCUCUGCCCAAAAACUGGGAAAUGGCCUACACUGACACCGGGAUGAUCUACUUCAUUGACCACAAUACCAAAACCACCACCUGGUUGGAUCCUCGUCUUUGUAAGAAAGCCAAAGCCCCUGAAGACUGUGAAGAUGGAGAACUUCCUUAUGGCUGGGAGAAAAUAGAGGAUCCUCAGUAUGGGACAUACUAUGUUGAUCACCUUAACCAGAAAACCCAGUUUGAAAAUCCAGUGGAGGAGGCCAAAAGGAAAAAGCAAUUAGGACAGGCUGAUAUUGGGUCUUCAAAACCAGAUAUGGAAAAGUCCCACUUUACUCGAGAUCCAUCCCAGCUUAAAGGCAUCCUGGUUCGAGCAUCAUUGAAAAAAAGCACAAUGGGAUUUGGUUUCACCAUUAUUGGUGGAGAUAGGCCUGAUGAAUUCCUACAGGUGAAAAACGUGCUGAAAGAUGGCCCAGCAGCUCAGGAUGGGAAAAUUGCGCCAGGUGAUGUUAUUGUAGACAUCAAUGGCAGCUGUGUCCUUGGUCACACCCAUGCAGACGUUGUCCAGAUGUUUCAGUUGGUGCCUGUCAAUCAGUAUGUGAACCUCACUUUAUGUCGUGGUUACCCACUCCCUGAUGACCAUGACGACCCUGUCAUGGACAUUGUUGCUGCUACUCCCAUCAUCAACGGACAGUCAUUAACCAAAGGAGAGACUUGUAUGAAUGCUCAGGAUUUUAAGUCAGGACCCAUGGUUCUGGACCAGAAUGGAAAACCGGGACAUACCUUGGUCAGCGACCGUCUCAAUGGACCAUCCGAUCCGAGCGAGCAGAGAGCAUCCAUGGCCUCAUCAGGCAGCUCCCAGCCUGAACUAGUGACUGUCCCUCUGAUUAAGGGCCCUAAAGGCUUUGGGUUUGCAAUUGCUGACAGCCCAACUGGACAGAAGGUGAAAAUGAUUUUGGAUAGUGAGUGGUGUCCAGGCCUACAGAAAGGGGAUAUAAUUAAAGAAAUUUACCAUCAGAAUGUGCAGAAUUUAACCCAUCUCCAGGUGGUAGAGGUGCUAAAGCAGUUUCCAGUAGGUGCAGAUGUACCAUUACUUAUCUUGAGAGGAGGUCCUCCUUCACCAACUAAAACUGCCAAACUGAAAACAGAUAAAAAGGAAAAUUCAGGAAGUUUGGAGGCCAUAAAUGAGCCCAUUCCCCAGCCUAUGCCUUUUCCACCCAGCAUUAUCAGGUCAGGAUCCCCGAAAUUGGAUCCUUCUGAGGUCUACCUGAAAUCUAAGACUUUAUAUGAAGAUAAACCGCCAAAUACCAAAGAUUUGGAUGUUUUUCUUCGGAAACAGGAAUCAGGGUUUGGCUUCAGGGUGCUAGGAGGAGAUGGACCUGACCAAUCUAUAUACAUCGGGGCCAUCAUUCCUCUGGGUGCAGCUGAGAAGGAUGGUCGACUCCGAGCAGCCGAUGAGCUAAUGUGCAUUGAUGGAAUUCCAGUUAAAGGCAAAUCACACAAACAAGUCCUUGACCUCAUGACAACUGCUGCUCGAAACGGCCACGUGUUAUUAACCGUCAGAAGAAAGAUCUUCUAUGGUGAGAAACCACCUGAGGAUGACAGCUCUCAAGCCUUCCUUUCAGCACAGAAUGGGUCUCCCCGCCUGAACCGAGCGGAAGUUCCAGCCAGGCCCGCGCCCCAGGAGGCCUAUGACGUGGUGCUGCAACGAAAAGAAAGUGAAGGAUUUGGCUUCGUCAUCCUCACCUCCAAAAACAAACCGCCUCCAGGAGUCAUUCCACAUAAAAUUGGCCGAGUCAUUGAAGGAAGUCCAGCGGAUCGCUGUGGAAAAUUGAAGGUUGGAGACCAUAUCUCUGCGGUGAACGGGCAGUCCAUUAUCGAGCUGUCCCACGAUAACAUUGUUCAGCUGAUCAAGGAUGCUGGUGUCACUGUCACACUAACAGUCAUUGCUGAAGAAGAGCAUCAUGGGCCACCAUCCGGAACGAACUCAGCCAGGCAAAGCCCAGCCCUGCAGCACAGGCCCACGGGACAGUCACAGGCCAACCACGUACCUGGGGACAGAAGUGCCCUGGAAGGUGAGGUUGGAAAAGAUGGCUCCACUACUUACAGACAUUCCUGGUCAGACCACAAGCACCUUGCACUGCCUGACACCGCGGUGAUCUCAAUUGUAGGCAGUCGGCACCAUCAGAGCCCUAGCUGUUACCCGGUGGAGCUGGAGCGAGGCCCCCGGGGCUUCGGCUUCAGCCUCCGCGGGGGGAAGGAGUACAACAUGGGGCUCUUUAUCCUGCGUCUCGCCGAGGACGGGCCUGCCAUCAAAGAUGGCAGAAUCCACGUUGGUGACCAGAUUGUUGAAAUCAAUGGAGAACCGACACAAGGCAUCACACAUACGCGCGCAAUUGAGCUCAUUCAGGCCGGUGGCAAUAAAGUCCUUCUUCUUUUGAGGCCAGGAACUGGCUUGAUACCUGACCAUGGUGAUUGGGAUAUUACUAAUCCUUCAUCAUCAAACGUGAUUUACGAUGAACAGUCACCAUUUCCCCCACUUUCACAUCCUGCUUCCAUAUUUGAAGAGUCUCACAUGCCAGUAAUUGAAGAAUCUUUAAUGAGAGUUCAGAUAUGUGAAAAGGCAGAAGAGUUCAAGGACCUUGUGCCUGAAAAGAAAAGCACUUUAAAUGAACAUCAGUCUCUUCUCCAGAAAAAUCUGAGUAAAAGGGAUCCCCACAACAGUCACGGGCACAGUGACAAGAAACGCCUCUUCAAAGUAGAAAAUGGCGUUCCACCCAGAGGUAGGUCUGCCAGCCCCAAAAAGUCAGCCGGUCGCUAUUCAGAGGAACAUUCAGAAAAGGUUCCCGGUCCUCCCAAAAAUGACCCCAAAAGAAGGCCCCGAGAGCGAUCACUCAGCCCCAGGAAAGGGGAGAGUAAAAGCCGUCAGAUCAGCCCCAGGGCCGGUUCUGGACAAGAUCAUGGCAGAAGAGGCAGGGGGCGGUCUUCCAGCCCAAAGAAGGUGCAAAAAACUGAAGGAAGCAAUGACCAUGCAAAUGCUGAAGCCCAGUUAUUCGAGUUUGAGAAUCGAAGAGCAGGGGGCCGUGCUGGUGACAGUGCUGAGCACAUCCUGGAUGGGAAAGAAAGAUCGGGCGUUGUCAGGAAAGACACGAAGCAGAGCGAAUCUGGAAAAACCACGACAAGGUCGCCAGAGAAAAGCAGCAGGAGGGCCGAUGAGAAGUCGUUUCCACCCAAGAAGCCUAACAACACUGCUACUAGUAGAGCGGCUCCUGAGAAUGAAAAAGGAAAGAAAGCAGCCUUGGGAGACACGAGCUCCAGUAAAGACAAGCUAGAACACGUCAGAACAUCAGAGAAGAAGCUGAAGCAGGAACCUGACGAAAGAACGGCUAUGAACAAAACGGAAGAUCACAAGGGAAAGGACCUCGAGGCAGGUGACAAAAGCAGAGAGAGUGGAGGGUUCAGACCUGAAGGUGGCUCUCCCGCUAGGAAAGCGCCAAUCACUCCAGGGCCCUGGAAGGUGCCAAGUGCACAUAAAGCCACAGGCACUGCUGGUGUGGCUGAAAAACGGCUGUAACCUUCACCAUGAAACAAAGAAAAACAAGUUGUAAUCUUUUUUACUAAAGAGCAACAUUUAUAUUAAAAAAAGUCAUUUUUUUUUCCCCUCAGGCAUUCUGAAACACACGUAAGUAUAUUUUGAUUGAGCAUCGAGUCACCUACGCUGCAUGAAGGGCCUGUAGGUUUGCUAAGAACCCACUGUCCCCCUGGCUGGCUGCCUGCCCUCACGCUCACCUGACAAUGCCCUGCUCGUUGUCAUGAGUGUCGGAACAAAUGACAUAUGUGAUAUUAACAAUGUGGUCGCAACUCACUUUAUAUUUGUGCCAAGUUAUCUACUGUAUCAUGUCUAUUUUAUCCUUCUCAUGCAGAUAUUUCCACAGUAAUGAAAAAAUUAGGUUUGGCUUGGAAGUUGAUAUUUUCAAUAGCAUGUUGCAUGUUUACAGAGAGAAAUAUUUGAGUCCUUGCAGAAGAAGAGAUUAACUGAUCAUUAAAGGUGGCAGUUGCCUCUUCUAACAGCUACUGAUGAUGUCCCCGUUUCAAAAUACAACUCAAACAUCACUGCUGUGGUGGCUGAAGUGUAGUUAAAUAUUGACACUGUUUUUAUGGCUUAGUAUUUUAAUUUGGCUGGGUAAGAUAUUUCAAAUAACUGUUAAAGACAUUACUUACAAUUGACUAUUCAAAAUGAGAACGUACUUUAAGCAAUUAAGAGUUCACCUCUUGCUCUGUUAUCCAGCCCUGACGUAAUUAUAGCAUCUCAGAUCACCCUUUUAUUUCAAUUGUUUCACUGAAAAACCACAAAGAAGCCUGUGGAAAUAGUGCUUUAAAAAAACUACCAAAUUUCUGAAUAUUUUGGUUGUACCUACUACUAAGUUAUUAGUUGUUAAUAUGUAAUACAUAUUUGAAGAGUCAAAAUAUUAUACAGCUUAUGUGAGGGACUUAAUCAUUCAACUAGUUUCACAGUCCACUGCCUGAUAAAGUACCAUCUCAUCUGGUAGCAGCUGUAGAAGUUGGGGUGUUUAGACGCAGAACCCUUGUAAGACCCGCUCGGCAGGUAAGGACAAACACGCUGACAGACAGUACUUGCUAGAUCUUAAUUUCUAGCUACAUUUACUUUCUUGUUUUUAAACAAGAAAGGGAGACUAAAUGUCUGCUUCGCUUGUACAGCUUUUCAGAGUUCUUUUUUAAAGUCGCACUCAAGACGUGCAUUAGAAGGUGGAAACAGUUUUUGACUCCAUAAAAUAGAUGCAGGUUUUCCAGUCCCAGCAUUCAGUAGCAUCUAUAAAUAAAGGAGCUUCUCAGAAUAGAAGCAUCUUAUGGAGUAUUUGGACACACUUGUUUUGUCGCCCUGGGUCCAUCUUGUUGUUAUGAAACCAUUAGGUCUGGGUCCUUCCCUCUCAGUCUGACUGUGAAACUCUUAUUAAUGUAACAACUGACUCAGCCCCUGUAGAUAAGACGUGCUUCCCAGAGUGAGAUUUUUGAAAUCCCCUUUUCAUCCAGAACUAUAUUUACCCACGUAUUGUAACUACUUGAAUAGAGCAAAAUUAGAAGGCUUGAUAAGCGCUAUGAAUUUAGUACCACAGAAAUGAUUUAUUUUCCCUUUAGUCCACAAUUAGUGAUAAAAAUCCUAUUUUUUAUUGUUAACUGUGACAUAACUUUGAUGUCAUAUGUUGUCAGUCUGAUGUGGCUCUUUCCUCUCUAAGUAACCUGUCACUGUCCUGAUUAUAUACUGACUUAGCAAUGUGGCCUUGAAAUGCUAAGCAAAUUAUGGAUGUACUGGUUGUAAAUGUUUAUAUAUUGUACAGUACCUUUAUAUAUACACUUGAGGCUCUGAUUAGAGAAAAAGAUCUGUAAAUCGCUCGUUAUUUUUUAUAUAGAUAUUAAAAAAACCCACAAAAACCAA
This is a messenger RNA of Hipposideros armiger (great roundleaf bat), 6415 nucleotides long. It is a transcript of the gene MAGI3, whose product is annotated as membrane associated guanylate kinase, WW and PDZ domain containing 3. Gene Ontology annotation, biological process: signal transduction. The coding region runs from base 104 to 4534 and encodes 1476 amino acids. The record is from RefSeq and is a predicted model, not a curated record. Gene Ontology annotation, cellular component: cytoplasm; cell-cell junction. NCBI's taxonomy places the organism in Eukaryota, Metazoa, Chordata, Mammalia, Chiroptera, Hipposideridae. The transcript is spliced from 21 exons. Gene Ontology annotation, molecular function: protein binding.